Molecule: messenger RNA, 1825 nt
Organism: Corticium candelabrum
Lineage: Eukaryota; Metazoa; Porifera; Homoscleromorpha; Homosclerophorida; Plakinidae
Exons: 6
Coding region: 102-1730 (542 amino acids)
Molecular function (GO): ubiquitin-protein transferase activity; protein binding
Source: RefSeq, a predicted model, not a curated record
UGAUGCAGCAUAACACACGCUCCAUGCACGGUCUAUUGUAGGCUAGGCAGUUGCCGACAGCAGCAACCACAACAGCAGUAACCAGAACAGUAGCAACAACCAUGAUAACAGUUCCAACAACAACACCACCACCAGGAACAACAACAAUCACACGCUCUUCGUAUCACCUAAUUGGAUCUUCUGUUCAAAGAGAUCAGCUUCGCGAUUGGCAAGAUAGAGAGUAUGAAGAAAGUCUUCGAGCUGAUCAAGCGAGGGAAGCAGAGAUUCUAAGACAACAGCGACGGGCUCGAGAGGAAGACUUGUUUUCAUCAUCUAUAAGACAGCGUGUUUCUGUUUUGCGGCCGUGGCUAGCUACUAUGUGCCAAGCGUAUAUACUCCCGGACUCCCAGUCGUCUCAACUUGGCUCUACAAUCCGGUUUAGACUACCUAACGGUAGUUCUCACAACCAAACAUUUAGAUCUGCUACUCCGCUUAAUGUGCUGUACAUGUAUGCUGGUACUAUUCCAGACAUUUUCGAUCCCGAAGCUCCGCAGCAUUCUUCACCUCUAGUCACUGUUGCAGUCGCCUCAAACAUUACAAGUCGUUCUGAAAGUCCAAACCAUAUUCCAGACAGUGAUGAUGAAACGUUGGAUGUCAUUUCUCUCCGUUCUACGCCUCCUCCUGCCAGCUCGCCAGGCGCGAAUUCAUUGUACCAACCUACAUCUCCCGAUAUCCACGAUGAAGUAACCAAUUCUGAAGCAGAUCCAGAAACGUGGAUUGAGGUUCGGCGAUCAGUUUUGGUAGAAGAUCUUAUUCGUCGUUUUCAGGAUAUCACCGAUGUUACCAGCAGGCGUGUUAGCAUAAACGUGAGUGGAGAGUCUGCAGUGGAUGUAGACGGGGUUUUUCGUGAUGUACUGACGGUGUUUUGGAAUGAGGUAAUGGAUAGAAAGUUUGACGGAGAGAUGGAGAGACUUCCCGUCGUCGACCCCAAUACGACUAAAGAAGAAUUUGUUGCAAUCGGGCGCAUUCUGGCUUCAGGUCUUAAACAGGUUGGGUUUUUUCCACUAAAGUUUUGUAGGGCAACGGUAGUAUCGGGACUCUUCGGAGAACAAGUAACUGAUGACUGCCUAGUGACAUCUUUUUUCAACUACCUGUCGGAAACUGAAAAAGAACUUAUUCGUCAGGCAGAAAGGAUGGAUGUUCUCGACGACGGCACUCAAGAAGAACUUGCCGAUCUAUUCAGUCGGUUCGGCGUAAAGCAACUGCCCACAGCUGAAAAUCUUCGCGACAUAGUGCGACGAGUUUCUCAUUCUGAACUGUUGGCAAAGCCAGCCUUUGCCAUGGAAGCAAUAAAGAACGGCGCGGCUUCUUGCCUACCAUCAACUAGAUGGUACGAGGAAAAAUUGGCAGAACUUACACCAUCUGCAAGAAAGGUGGCCACUCUAAUAGCAGAGCCAGACGCCAUGUCUGCUAGUCAGCAGGCUGUCUAUAACUUCCUGCUCAGAUUCAUCCGGAGUCUGAAUGCAGAGAUGCUAGGACGCUUUUUGCGCUUUUCAACUGGGAGCAGUGUUGUGACGGUCGAUAUCGUAAAGGUCGAUUUCAAUGCAUUGACCGGACUCUCUCGCCGCAUCACAUCACACACAUGCAAUCCAUGCUUGCACUUACCCACUACAUACUCAAGUUACACCGAUUUUCGCGCAGAGUUUAACAGCAUACUGACUGGAAAUCAGUGGACAAUGAACUUUGUAUAGAGAACAUUUGCGAGUAUAGAGAACAUUUGCGAGUAUAGAGAACAUUUGCGAGUAUAGAGAACAUUUGCGCGUAACUGCUGACGUUGUCAGAUCUU